Polypterus senegalus (gray bichir) is the source of this 2470-nucleotide messenger RNA. RefSeq names its product putative ATP-dependent RNA helicase TDRD12. The coding region runs from base 1 to 1899 and encodes 632 amino acids. The transcript is spliced from 16 exons. Gene Ontology annotation, biological process: transposable element silencing; germ-line stem cell division. The record is from RefSeq and is a predicted model, not a curated record. NCBI's taxonomy places the organism in Eukaryota, Metazoa, Chordata, Cladistia, Polypteriformes, Polypteridae.
AUGAGAUCAGUUGUGCUUCUGUCUCUGGAUUGUGAUAAAAUUCCUCACUUGAUUGAUUCAUUAGAUUUUAACCCUGAACUUCCACAAAAGACUUUGAUAUUCACAAAUUCAUCAGAAGAAGCAGAUCAUGUGUUUAAGGUGGUAAGGAACAGCUCUCUGUUUUCCAUGAAAAUACAUGAAAACCUGACUCACCAGAUUGAUUUCGUUAAAAAUCAGUGGAAAAAAGUAAUUGGACCUGGCACUCAUGUGAUUCUUGUUUUGACCAAUGACUUUAUAAAAGCCCUUGAUAUUACCGAUGCCACCUGUGUUGUGCACUUUGGUUUCCCUGUAUCUCCACAACUCUUUGGGGCUCGUCAGUUCUGUAUGAAGGAUUACUUUCAAAACUUAACUGAAAUGGCUAAAAUGGAACAAGAAUCAAACAAAGCUAAAUCUAUACUGCUACUGACGGACAAGAAUGCUAGCCAUAUAGGUGGUGUUUUACAGUAUCUGGAACGAACUGAAGCUGUACUUCCUCCUACAAUGAAAUCUUUUGCAGAUGGUGUAUGGAAAGCAAAAGAAUUUCAAAAGAGAAGCAAACCACUCUGCAAGCACCUCAAAACUUCUGGUUUCUGCAAGAACUGGCAAAUUUGUCCAGAACGACAUGCACUAUUUCCAACACUAGAUGUGCCAUUGUACCCUCAAAGUAACACUGUAUCAAUUUUGCCCCUGUACAUUGAAAAUGCUUCUUGCUAUUUUGGUCGCAUUGUCCAGGGAAUGGAGGAUCCAUAUGAGGUCCUUAGUGCUGCCAUGUCUGAAUAUUACAAAUCUAAUAAAGAUAAUCCAAAAACAGUUGAGGUGGGAAUGUUAUAUGGAAUUCAAGAGGAGACAAUUUUUAACAGGGUUCAAGUUUUGGAAGUUUAUGAAAAAGAGGAAGGUAUUUUCCAGCAAGUCACCAUUAAAUACAUAGAUGAUGGGAGGAUAAAGCAAGUGCAAGCUCACAAUUUACUUAAUUUACCAAGCAAAUUUCAGAGUCUGCAUUUUCAAGCAGUUGAAAUCAUUCUUUAUGGUGUGAAGCCUUUAGAUAAUGAGACUGAAUGGGACUCCAUGGUUAGCACUUACAUUAACAAAAAGAUCAGAGGAAAACUACAUGAAGCAGAUGUUGUCUUGUGUUUAGGAAACACAAUUUGGAUUGAUAAAAUGGUAUUGGUUACAAAAAUUCCAGAUACAAAAGUGCUCAUAAAUGAGCAUGUUGUUCAAUCAGAAAUAAUUGCUACUGGUUUGGGUGAAAAACAUCCCCAGCAUCUUAAUUUGCUGAUGUCCAUGUUCCAUGAAGUAGGAUUUAUAGAACAUAAGGAAACCAUUAACAACUUAAAGUUACUAGAAGCUUCAACCCAUUAUACAGAAGAAAACAAAAUUAACAGUACCAGAACUUCACUAGCUUCUGAGAAUGUUUCUUCAGAAAGAGAUAAUAUGAUUGCAGCAGAGGUGAUGUUUGAAUCGGCUUUACACACCAAAUGUGUUCAUCCAAAAAUAAAAUGGUAUCAAACUGAGGAUUGUUUGAUACUUAAUGUGAAGAUCAUGGACCCUCAAGAAAAAAACUGCGAGUUCUUCAGAAACCGAGUGAUAUUCAGGGCUGUUUGUGGAGAUAAAGUUUACCUGGCUGAUUUGGAGUUGCAUGAUGACAUUUUGAAAGAGAAAUCAACAUGUGUCAUAAAAAGCAGUGAAACAGUCAUUACUCUUGUUAAACAAACUAAAACUAUUUGGAAACAGCUGCUACAUUCCAAGAAUGCGUUUGUUACAGUAGAUUUUGAUCACAUUGAAGAUUUUGAGGAGCUAAGUGGUAUUAAAGGUACUGCUGUGCAAGACAUCUUUACGUCCACAUUUUUAAAUGAAGAACAUUUGUAUCCAAACUUUUGUUGAUAAUGAUGACUGCCAGAAAAGUUCAGUUGAAAUCACAUCUUGUCUAAUUAUUUGGAUUUUUUCAUUAUUUAGUAUAUUUUGAAAUAAAAUUGUGUUGCUUAUAAUUGCACUUUAUCACAUAUCUGUUGAACACUGGAGAUUUAAUGUUUUUUUGCACCUGUAAACCUAAUUCAUACAAUGUUACUGUCUGUGACUGAACUCAGUUUUCUCAUGAUAAUGUGACAAUUCAAGACUUCCAGUAGUAUCCGAAAAUGCAAGAAUCAAAUAACAAGUGUGCUCUGAUGUCAUCUGUUACAUUAACCGGCAACAAGUUAAACAAAAUGGUCGUUUAAUUAAAAAAAAUAAAAAAUGUGCAAGCCCUAACUGGGAGGAUUUCAUUUAAAAACAUAUGUAGGAGUAAAUACAGUACUGCUCCAUCCCACAGCUCCUCUCCCUAUCAAUUCGGAAACACCGCCCUUCCUUUGCGUCCUGGACCUUGGACAUUUCCCCGCACACCCUUCUUCUCAAAGCCUUACAUUCCUUCACCUCAUGCCUUUUCUCUCACCUACAAACCCCAGACACCGUACAUUGC